AUGCGAGUCCUGUCGAAGGCUGUGAUGGGUGUCAUCCUGUAUGCUCCUGGUGUCGUCAAAAUGGCGCCGAUUGUCGGUUUGUCACUAGAUCUAAAAGGUCCAAGAAAGUACGAUUUGGGUUACAUCACAGGCCUGGAAGACCAGGUGGAGCUGCUGAAGGAAGAGGUGCGUCGACUACAGGGCCUCGGUCCCACCGUAUCUGCAGGGCCUCAUUAUGCCGAUGUUUUCGCCGAUCAGGAGGAUGCUCCGCCAGAAGGUUUUGCCGAUGAGGACCGGGCAGAGAGUGAGGCACUGGAAACGUCACCACCGUUCUUGGGCAACUCUUCGGCAGUCGAUGAUAUUAGCUUGUUGAUGUGGCGCCUCACUGUGCAUGAAAACGGAGAGUCAUCAUUCAUCGGGCCCUCAGGCAAUUUCUGUUUCCCAGACCCGCAUCACGAUGUCUUUCAGUCGCUAGAGGGAGCCAGGCCAUGUCCAGAAGAGCCACUGGAACCCCAACCAUUAGCUCAUGAGCCGAAUAUUUCGAAAGAGUUGAUUCAUCUCUUUGUGAGUUACAUCAAUCCGGUUCAUCAAUUUGUAGAUGAGGAGACGUUAGCCAUAUUACAACAUGAUAUGUCACCCAGUAUGAAAUUGCUUCAGUAUGCGAUCCUGAGCACAGGUGCGCUUUUCACAGAGGAUCCGCAGCUCAUAUCCUAUGGUAAUGACAUGGCGAUCCAUGCGGAAAAUAUUUGCUUAAAAGUCUGUCACCAAUACCCAAACACACGAACGAUCCAAGGAUUGCUUAUAUUAUCAUGGCGCGAACUCACACUGGAACAUGACAAUAUGACCUGGCUGUACAAUUCUAUGGCCGCGAGUAUUUCGUUGCACCUUGGCCUUCAUGUUGCCUCUCUUACCACAAUCAAAGUUGACACAAGCUCGAACACGAGUGCUGUUAAGUCCGAUAUAAGUCGUAUCAGGACUAUUUGGGCAUUCCUGCUCCUGGAUAGCUAUUCUUUCGAAUUCAAGGACCUGGAAGACACAAAACGUUAUCGUCUACUCAUGGAAGCACGUGGCCAUCUCCUAAACCUUCGCCGCCAAUUGCAUCCUACUCUACAGCUUCGAAAGGGGAGCAGUACAUCAACUGUUCUCUUGUUUCAUAUGUCAUGUAAUAUGUCCUACCUCCUAAUCCAUCGACCCUACUUGCAAGAGCCGCCACAAAGUAUGCCAUAUCGACUCGCCCUACGAUCAAUGUCGGUCGCGGCGGCGGCAAUGGUUCGACUUGUCCGCGACUAUCAGAGCAAUUAUUUAUUAACCACCGCGCACCCAAUUAUGAUACACUGUGUGUCGACAGCUGCGGUGACGCUUCUUCUUUUUUCAACAUCAACGCAUCCCACUACAAGGACUCAAUCUAUUGGCAAAUUUCGAGUCUGCUUUGGUGCACUCGCGGGAAUGCAAAAUCGAUGGCCACGAGCCCGAAGAGCAAUAACACUCUUACGAGACUUGGCCUUGCGUUGGAAUACUGUAGCAGCGCUGCCUCUACAGUAUAGCUUCCCUCUCCCCGGACGCUUAACUGCCGCAACGGAUCAUGACUCGUUCGUGUGGGAUGAAGCAGCUGAUGCAUGCACGAUAGACGAUCUGUUGGUUCCUGGGGAAUCUUCAAAAAUUCCACAGAAUUACUCUCUGGAUUCAUCAGACCCUCUAAGCCAGGAAUCUAUUGAUCAGCUAAAUUUUGAAUACUUUGAUAAUCCUCGUGCAGAAACUACGGGCAUUAUUGGUCUGGGUGAUGUACCACCCUCCACUUCCCAUCUUGGAGAUAUUGAUGAAAUUUUGGCGUUCUCGGAAAGGGCAGCAGACGAAUUUGCUCAAAAUUCCAACUUCUGGAAUUUUGUUUGA
Molecule: messenger RNA, 1869 nt
Organism: Penicillium taxi
Lineage: Eukaryota; Fungi; Ascomycota; Eurotiomycetes; Eurotiales; Aspergillaceae
Product: fungal specific transcription factor domain-containing protein
Exons: 5
Coding region: 1-1869 (622 amino acids)
Biological process (GO): DNA-templated transcription
Molecular function (GO): DNA binding; zinc ion binding
Source: RefSeq, a predicted model, not a curated record